AUGAAUAUACAAAAUAUUGAAGUAAUAGAUUUAGCCUCUACUUAUGAAUAUGUUUGGAACAAUUUUAAAGUUCCAUGGGAAGAAAUUCCAGAACACAUGAUUACAAUGUGUGAAAAAGGAGAGAGAAACAAAUAUGUUAUAUCUGAAAUUAUACACAUUGUUGUUAAUGAACUUAGGCAAAUAAAGGAAUUAAUUCCAGCCAAAAUAUUAAAAAAAGUUGCUUCUGAUAUGUGCGAAAAAUUCCCUUUAAUGUUUAGAGAUAUUGACAAUGAUGGUGUCGUUAUGGCAGAUGGAUCCUGUACUAUGUUUUGUAAGUUACAUGAGAGAGCAUCCUAUUUACGAAGACCUCACAAAAGAAAGUUAAGCACAACUGAUAAGGUUCCUCCUAAAUUAGUUAAGAAAAAGGUUAAUAUUAUGGCAGGAUGCUCUAAUUGGGAUGACAGAUCUGUCAAUGACGAUGUAGAUUUAAAAAUGAAGGUUAAUACGUGUGGAACAUGUCCUGCAGAUCUUGAAAAUUUUCACGAUCUUUUAGAAAAAACCUAUGGGGAUCAAAGACAAUUUUUAAAUAAUAUUCAGAAUCCUCCAACUGUGCUUGAGAUAAAAAAGGAAUGGCCUGUAUUAUUUAAAGAACCUGCAAUUAUAUGGCAUUUUCAAAAAUUAACAAGCAAGGACUUAAAUACCCUGCCAACAAUAAUUGAAAAAAAUGCCCAAUCUAUUAAGAAGUUUGGUGUAAAAAUUAAAAAAUUACAAGGCAACGAAUAUGAAGAUUGGGAAACUAGUUUAAAGUUUGUAGCCAAUUAUUUUAAUGAAGAUUUAAAUUACUUUUAUUAUAAGACUAAGGAAGACGACAAUGCAGCAAAAAGUUCUGCACCAUGUGUAAUUGAAAUAGAAAAUAAAAAUGAAUUUUUUGUAUUUAUGGAAAACGAAAAGGUUUUGGAAGUCAAAUCUGGAAUCGAAGGGAUAAAGAUUGCCUUUGGGCUUUAUUUUAUAUUUAAUUUGCAGUAUCCACAUGAGACUUCACUGACAUUAGAGUUCAUUCAGAGAUUUUUUAUGAAAAUACACCCAGAUGCUGGAACGGGGUCUAAAAAAAAUAAAAACUCAAAAAAUAAGGUUAUAACUCUAAUUAACAAAUUAAAAUAA
Messenger RNA from Brassicogethes aeneus, 1140 nucleotides. NCBI's taxonomy places the organism in Eukaryota, Metazoa, Arthropoda, Insecta, Coleoptera, Nitidulidae. The record is from the annotation of a GenBank genome assembly.